AUGGCUAAGAGCCAGUCUUUCUGUAUGCAAAUUUGGGUUCAGAUAUAUGAGUAUUUCGUGGGGCUGGGUCAGCACCUCCAGGACUUCUGGAAUGCCAGUAUUAAGAGUUAUUUUGCUAAGAAGAAGGAGGAACCACAAGUCCCUUCAGCUGAGAGUAUUUUUCACAAAGAAAAAAUCAUGGUACUUGGCCAGAUGUUGCAGGAUGAAUCUCUACCCCUUGAAGAGAGAGCUCAAGCUGCCCAGAAAAUUGGACUGUUAGCCUUCACAGGAGGACCAACCGCUGGGAAAUUUGCAACUGAGUAUAUGAAAGAAGUAGCUUACUUGUUGCAAGAUCAUGAGAUGGCACCAGAAAUAAAGAUCCUUCUGCUACAAAGUAUAGCAUGUUGGUGUUACUUAAACCCUGUCAGCCAGAAAAAAGCCAAACAUCUGCGACUUGUUCCUAUUCUCAUUUGUUUUCUUAAAAGCAAACUUGAGUCUACCAUCAAAAAUGAAAUAAACAGUGACCUCCUCGUUAAAUUUUGGACUUGUUAUGCUCUCUCUGUCAUGACAUGCAAUAACGUGUCUUUCGUGAAAGAGCUUAAAGACCACACUAUUCUAAAAUAUCACUUGCAAGUAUUGGCUUCUGAGAAUUGGUCUGGAUGGCCUGAGAAUUUUGCAGAGGUGCUAUAUUUUCUAAUUGGUUUUCACAGAAAUUAA
This is a messenger RNA of Galeopterus variegatus (Sunda flying lemur), 696 nucleotides long. RefSeq names its product chromosome unknown open reading frame, human C6orf229 (gene ARMH2). The record is from RefSeq and is a predicted model, not a curated record. The coding region runs from base 1 to 696 and encodes 231 amino acids. NCBI's taxonomy places the organism in Eukaryota, Metazoa, Chordata, Mammalia, Dermoptera, Cynocephalidae. The transcript has 2 exons.